ACACACUCCAUUUUCACCACCUUUAUUAAUUAACCUCUUCCUUUGUCUUAGUUGCCAUUCAAUUACAAUCCAUUAUUUUAUGUUCUCUCUAAUCUCACUCUUCAUUGCUCCUACUUCCAAAAUUCUUACAUAAAUUGCAUUGCACAAAGUAUUCAACAACUACAAUAGCCACUUUAACUUUUUCUCUUCAAACAUGCAAGUACUUCAUCCUUCAAUGCUAAUUGCACCCCCAAAUACGAAUGAAAAUAUCAUGAAUGAACAAAAAUCAUUUCAUGAUACAUCUUUUUUACCAUGUCAAUCUAAAAUACCCUUAGAAUUCAUUUGGCCAGAUCAUGAGAAACCAUGUUUAACACCACCAAAACUUCAUGUUCCACCUAUUGAUUUAAAAGCCUUUCUCUCUAAUGAUCCACAAGAAAUUUCAAAUGCUUGUUCAAAAGUGAACGAGGCAUGCAAAAAGCAUGGUUUUUUUCUUGUUGUUAAUCAUGGAGUUGAUAAUAAACUCAUAGCUCAAGCUCAUAAGCUUAUAGAUGAUUUCUUCUCCAUGCAACUUUUAGAGAAACAAAGAGCUCAAAGAAAAAUUGGAGAACAUUGUGGUUAUGCUAAUAGUUUUAUUGGAAGAUUCUCUUCAAAACUUCCUUGGAAAGAAACACUUUCUUUUCGUUACUCUAAUGAUAAGUCUUGUAGAAUUGUGGAAGAGUAUUUUGUAAAUGUCAUGGGAGAAGAUUUCAGGCAAUUUGGGAGUGUGUACCAAGACUAUUGUGAAGCAAUGAACAAACUCUCUCUUGAGAUCAUGGAACUUCUAGGGAUGAGCCUAGGAGUUGGAAAUAACUAUUUUAGAGAAUUUUUUGAAGGAAAUGAGUCGGUAAUGAGACUUAAUUACUAUCCACCAUGUAAAAGUCCUAAUUUAGCCUUAGGUACUGGCCCCCAUUGUGACCCUACUUCCCUAACAAUUCUCCAUCAAGAUCAAGUUGAAGGUCUCCAAGUUCUUGUGGAUGAAAAAUGGCACUCAAUUGUUCCUAAAGAUGAUGCCUUUGUGGUCAAUAUUGGUGAUACAUUCAUGGUAUGGUUCACAUUAUUACAAGGCUCUAUCAAAUGGGAUAUUCAAGAGUUGUUUGCAUAGAGCAGUUGUAAAUGACAAAAUAGUGAGAAAAUCACUUGCAUUUUUUCUAUGUCCAAGUGAAGACAAAGUGGUCACUCCUCCAAAAGAGCUAAUAAACAAAGAGAAUCCAAAGAUAUAUCCAAACUUCACAUGGCCAUGUUUGCUUGAAUUUACACAAAAACAUUAUAGGGCUGAUCAAAGAACCCUUGAUGCUUUCUCAAGGUGGCUACAUGAGAAAAACAACUAAAAUUAGAGGUGCCCCCACAUUUGUCAUAUAUUGCAAAGAAAAAGAAAAUAUUAUAAACUUGGAUAUUUUAACUUAAGGAAGAUGACAUCACAUAAAGUGAAAAGAGGGUGUGCUUUUGAUGAGAAGAAGGUAAUAGAAAACACCAAUGAAUAUGCCAACUUUGUAAUUAGUGCUCUAGUUUUAAGUAUUGAAAGAAUCCUAAUUAUGCAAAUGGAGGAAAUGGAAAAACCAUAUUCGUUGGAAUAAAGAGUUCAAUAAUGCUUGUUGUGUAAUGAUCAUGUUCUAUUCUUGUCAUUACAAAAGUA
This is a messenger RNA of Cicer arietinum (chickpea), 1651 nucleotides long. Its product is annotated as gibberellin 20 oxidase 2-like. The record is from RefSeq and is a predicted model, not a curated record. Lineage: Eukaryota; Viridiplantae; Streptophyta; Magnoliopsida; Fabales; Fabaceae.